GAAAAUACAAUACAACAGCGAUUGCUAGAUGAAUUUUUGGAUAGGCUUUUGCCAGAUCUCCAAUUCGAAGUAAAAGCUGCUAGACCUGAAGAAUAUACUAAGGCAUUUGAAGUUGCCGAACAUUUUGAACUAUUAUUAGGAGAAAAACGCCAAAAAUAUCAAAAUAAUCAUUAUGUGGAUUUGGCAGAAAAAAUGGAAGCCCUAGCAAUUAAUCGGUCUAGAGAAACAAGACGCUUAUGCUAUUACUGUCAUAAACCUGGACAUGUCAUAGCGGAUUGCCGAAAUAGAGCAAGAAAAAAUUAUAAAGCUCGCCAAUAUAAUAAUUAUGAGCGAAGAAAUUAUCAAAAUAAUUAUUGGGAAAACAGAAAUAAUUACAGAAAUGAAUAUAAUAGUGAUAGCCGCAGAUAUAAUGAUAGAAAUCGCGAAAAUUAUAGAGAAAAUUCGCCAAAUAAUUACAGCCAGUCACCCACUAGAAAUGUGA
Meloidogyne enterolobii is the source of this 481-nucleotide messenger RNA. Lineage: Eukaryota; Metazoa; Nematoda; Chromadorea; Rhabditida; Meloidogynidae. The record is from the annotation of a GenBank genome assembly.